Molecule: messenger RNA, 1127 nt
Organism: Frieseomelitta varia
Lineage: Eukaryota; Metazoa; Arthropoda; Insecta; Hymenoptera; Apidae
Product: telomere length and silencing protein 1 homolog
Exons: 7
Coding region: 186-1073 (295 amino acids)
Biological process (GO): mRNA splicing, via spliceosome
Cellular component (GO): spliceosomal complex
Source: RefSeq, a predicted model, not a curated record
ACAGAUGUUAACGGGAUGUACACAACGCUGCAGCUUAUAUUUUAUAAAUUAUACAAAACUUUAUAACGUGUGUUAUUUCCCUGUAUUUGUUAACUUGUAACUUUUUUCAUCUUUGUUUGAAUUCAGUUACUGUUUAUUUACAAAAAAGUUGAUUUUAUUUGUAGUAAAAAUUGUGUAUAUACAACAUGACCAGCACGGAAGAAAAGAAAAUAGAAUUUAAAAAGAAAUCGAAAAAACCAAUAAGAAAACGGCAGGUUUCAUCAGAUGAGGAUGACAACGAAAAUGAAGAGUCUGUCAGGGAAAAAGUUGAAGAGAUGAAAGUUAUACAAAAACUUCGUGAACGACCAAAAGGUAUAAAUGUUGUUGGACUAGCUCUUGGAGAAAAUGUAACACCUGAUGUAAUGACGUCAGAUCCUUUUAACGUAAAAACUGGAGGGAUGGUAAACAUGACUGCGUUAAAGAACACCAAAUUAAAGCAAAAUGAUGCGUAUGAAACUGGUAUUGGCACACAAUUUAACGCAGAAACUAACAAGCGAGAUGAAGAUGAAGAGAUGGUGAAAUACAUUGAAGAAGAAUUAUCAAAAAGAAAAAGUAAAACUGAAGGCACAACUGAGAAUGGGCAAAAUAAUGACAAAGGAUCUUAUUGUUCGCCAGAAGAAGCAGCUUUGCAGGCAGUGCCUGAGCAUUUAAGACAAAGCUCUGCACACAGAAGUGAAGAGAUGCUUUCAAAUCAAAUGUUAUCUGGUAUUCCAGAAGUGGAUCUUGGAAUAGAAGCGAAGAUUCGUAAUAUUGAAGCUACAGAGGAAGCUAAAUUAAAAUUGCUUUGGGACAGACACAGAAAAAAGGACGGUCCUUCGCAAUUUGUACCAACAAAUAUGGCUGUGAAUUUUGUGCAACACAAUAGAUUUAAUAUAGAAGAUACAGAUUUCCAAAAAUCAAAACAAGACUCUGACGACAAAAAGAAAGUAAUAGCACCAAGAGAUGAUUACAAAGGAAAAAGAAAAGACAACGGAGAAAAAGCAACUGAUGACUAUCAUUAUGAAAGAUUCAAAAAACAGUUCAGACGAUUUUGAAACUACUUAUAACAGAAAUAAAAAGUUAUAAUGAAGUUUAUUAUUUAUAUUGAA